This is a messenger RNA of Selaginella moellendorffii, 1219 nucleotides long. RefSeq names its product peroxisome biogenesis factor 10-like. The transcript is spliced from 10 exons. Gene Ontology annotation, cellular component: peroxisomal membrane. NCBI's taxonomy places the organism in Eukaryota, Viridiplantae, Streptophyta, Lycopodiopsida, Selaginellales, Selaginellaceae. The record is from RefSeq and is a predicted model, not a curated record. The coding region runs from base 16 to 1143 and encodes 375 amino acids. Gene Ontology annotation, biological process: protein import into peroxisome matrix. Gene Ontology annotation, molecular function: zinc ion binding.
UAGCUUUGCCCUAGAAUGCGAGAAGGGAUGUUCCCUCCAGCCGCAGCUCCAGAGGUUAUGCGCGCCGCCGAGAAGGACGAGCAAUACGCUUCCUUCGUCUGCGAAUCGUGCUACGAUGCGUUUCGCCACGCAUUUGGUAUGUGCCAAAUCGAAUUGCAGUGCAGCUCAUCCCAUCCAUGUCAACCAGGAACUCGGCUUGCUGUGGCCUACCAGAAUGAGACCAAACUUGCUGGCCGAGCCCUCUACUACCUCCUGACCACGGGGGCGGGACUCCAGACCUUGGGCGAGGAGUAUUGUGACAUCUUGCAGGUGGCAGGGGCAUCUGGCCUUCCCCCGUCUCCUGCUAGACGUGUUCUUCUCAUCUUCUAUCAAGCGAUUCUCCCAUAUCUCGGAGAACGUCUCAGCUCCAGAGCAGCUGCACGAGGAAUCCUGUUAGCAAACGAGGAGGGGAGGCGCGCACGCUCCUCGCUCUCGGGUGGAGAAAAUACACGAGCUACAGCAACCAGUAGUCUUUCUUACACGGGGCUGCUGCAAAAGAGUGAUCAAGUGCUCAAGUGGCUGCAAUGUUUAUGGUCUGCUGCCCUGCAGGGCUGGGCUGUGAUUCUGCCUUCCUUGCGCGAAGCUCUUCUACUUCUUUCACGAGCGAACUUGAUGCUCUUCUACUUCGAUGGAAUAUAUUAUCAUCUUGCAAAACGAGCAGCUCGAAUACGUUACAUCCAUAUGGGAAAGGCAGCGCAGCAAAGGCCCAGGUACCACAUGCUCGGUAUGUUCCUACUUCUUCAACUAUCGAUUUUAAGCGGGCAUUGGCUACGACGAAGUAUUCUACCAGCUGUUGCUCUAUCGAUGCAAUCACCCUCAGUUAACAGUGCCUCUCCUCCCGGAGCAACUCAUCAAAGGAUAACUAUUCUGGAUGAGGACGGAAACAUGCCUCAGAGAAGCUCAUUGGAACUAGAGAAGGAGGCUUCUUCGACGAAAUGCCCACUGUGCUUAAGUCCCCGCCAAAAUCCCACGGCAACGCCUUGCGGUCAUGUGUUUUGCUGGACUUGCGUCGCGGAAUGGUGCAAUGAGAAACCCGAAUGCCCACUCUGCCGAGCUCCAGUACUGCACUCUAGCCUUGUCUGCGUUUACCAUGCAGAUUUCUAAACAAGAGUGUGCUACGCGCAUGCUUUCGAAGCGUCAUUGUUGACUGUCAUCUUUGAACCAGUCCCAACAUUUGUCC